Messenger RNA from Archocentrus centrarchus (flier cichlid), 1237 nucleotides. It is a transcript of the gene tafa4b, whose product is annotated as TAFA chemokine like family member 4b. Bases 85 to 492 code for a protein of 135 amino acids. NCBI's taxonomy places the organism in Eukaryota, Metazoa, Chordata, Actinopteri, Cichliformes, Cichlidae. The record is from RefSeq and is a predicted model, not a curated record. The transcript has 5 exons. Gene Ontology annotation, molecular function: receptor ligand activity.
AAUGUGACCAUGGCCUGUAGCCCCUGUUCAUAAAGAAGCUGCACAGUGGAAGAGAGAUCAAAGGAGACAGAGACGACCAACAGGAUGAAACUGAGGGGGAGGUCAGCUUGGCCUUGGCAGGUGGCCUUCCUUGUUGCCUUGGUGAUGCUCUACGUUGACCCAGUGUCUGCUGGCAACCGUAACCAUCGGGGACCGACAGCAUCAUACCAAGUGAAGCAGGGGACAUGUGAGGUGGUGGCGGUGCAUCGCUGCUGUAAUAAGAAUAAGAUUGAGGAGCGCUCUCAAACCGUCAAGUGUUCCUGUUUCCCAGGGCAGGUCGCUGGCACGACCAGAGCCAGACCCUCCUGUGUGGAAGCAUCCAUUGUAGCCCAGAAGUGGUGGUGCCACAUGCAGCCAUGUAUGGACGGGGAGGAGUGUAAGGUCCUGCCUGACCUGACUGGUUGGUCUUGCAGCACUGGCAACAAAGUCAAAACCACCAAAGUCACUCGAUAGCAAGAGAGCCACCGAGCCAUGAGGAAACAUGAAUCUUUCUAUGUGGAAAGGAUGGAUGACUUACACAUAUUGUAUUUACUGUAAGAUGGAGACAAUAUCAAGAAAAGGACUGCUGUCAAGAUGUCCAUCACUAAACAAUGGGAUAAAAUGUACUCAUCACAAACUGUGUUCACUUGGCAAUAUGGAGCCACUCGUCCAGCAUAUAUAAUAUGCUGGUUGUUGAGACCAGUGGACUACAAUCAGGGUACCAGUGGACAACAAAGUGACUCUUAUUUUCAGUAAUGAACUGUUUGGAUUAAUCAAAAACACUGGAUUUCAAACACUAAGCAUUUCAAAGUAUAUAUUUCAACAAAGCUUUCUGGGAUGAGUGUAAGAUGUUAACUAAAGGUGAUGCUGUGAGUGUUGCUGGACAGAAUCCAGACCUCUUGAACUGCAAGCAGAGGAGGUCAUCGAAAGUGAUAGCAGCUUAUAACUAGCAAAUAGCAAAUUAGAAUCAAAUCUCUUUGGGGUCAAGUCACUACCGCGAAGACUGUUUUGCAGGAGUCAUUUUGCAGUUCUAAUUAGGAAUUGCAGUAGGAUCAUAACAACAUAUUAAAAAUUCAUGUAAGAUAUUUGCACUAGUCGAAGCCGUUUGGGAAUGUUUUGUUUUUCUAGAUAUCGCCCAUCUUUUUGUUGUGGAUGUCACAUGAAACUGAAGGUGAACAUUUUGUAAAAUGUCUGACACUUGAAGUAGAUAAAUAUGUAU